This is a messenger RNA of Toxotes jaculatrix (banded archerfish), 7480 nucleotides long. RefSeq names its product ankyrin repeat and IBR domain-containing protein 1-like. Gene Ontology annotation, cellular component: cytoplasm; ubiquitin ligase complex. Gene Ontology annotation, biological process: positive regulation of proteasomal ubiquitin-dependent protein catabolic process; ubiquitin-dependent protein catabolic process; protein polyubiquitination. NCBI's taxonomy places the organism in Eukaryota, Metazoa, Chordata, Actinopteri, Toxotidae. The transcript is spliced from 21 exons. Gene Ontology annotation, molecular function: ubiquitin protein ligase activity; ubiquitin conjugating enzyme binding; zinc ion binding. The record is from RefSeq and is a predicted model, not a curated record. Bases 312 to 4301 code for a protein of 1329 amino acids.
CGCCCCUCCGCUCUGAGCAGCAUCAUCGUUGUCCCCGCCGGGUCCGGUGGUAGAGAGGAUGGUCCAGUGGAAAAGCAGCCGAGGGUGCGAAUGACAGUGAUAAGAGAAUGGCCCUCGAUUUUCGGAGCUUUCCGAAUGUGCGACUAGUGACCAAGUGAAACGACCGUGGCAGGAAAACACUGAACCAUGUUGCUCUAAGUUGUGACCUGUGGUGAACGGGGGAGGAGGAAGAGGAGGAGGGAGGCGAAGGCAGGCAGGCAGACGGGCAUCUGCCACAGCUCCCUUUAGGUGGCCUUUUGCAAGUUGAAGCCAUGGGCAAUACAGCCACCAAGUUCCGAAAGGCCCUGGUGAGUGGCGACGAGGCCCUGGCCUGGCAGCUGUAUGAGGGCAACCCUCAGUUCAGGGACAGCCUGGACCCGAAUGCAUCAUACGGAGAGCAGUACCAGCACAACACGGCACUGCACUACGUCUGCCGCCAUGCCAUGACACGUCUGCUCAGGUCUUUCCUGUUCAGCAAAGAGGGGAACCCCAACAAGCGUAAUGUGCACAAUGAGACGUGCCUCCAUGUGCUGUGCCAAGGCCCACAGAUCCUGCUGCUGCCAGAAGGAGCGCUGUCACCACGACUUGCCCGUCCACAGAGGGACGAGCAGCGCCGUGCUGACUGCCUGCAGAUGAUCCUGAGCUGGACUGGGGCCAGGCUGGAGGGAGGCCAGUACGAGAAGGCCAAUGUCAACGCCACAGACAACCACCACAGCACCUGUCUGCACUACGCUGCUGCGGCAGGGAUGAAGAGCUGUGUGGAGCUGCUAAUCCAGAGCGAGGCGGACCUUUUUGUGGAGGAUGAGGACAAGCUGACGCCAUGUGACCAUGCCGAGCGGCAUCACCACACCGAGCUGGCCCUCAGCCUGGAGUCACAGAUGGUUUUUUCCUCCUCUUCAGCUCAGCAGUCAAACACAGACGCACAUGGUGAAACCAACCUGCUGCAGUACAAGGAGCCUUACGAGGGACUGAAGCUUCAGGACCUGCGCAGGCUGAAGGACAUGCUGAUUGUGGAGACGGCAGACAUGCUGCAAGCCCCCCUUUUCACUGCUGAGGCCCUGCUCCGAGCACAUGACUGGGACAGAGAGAAGCUUCUGGAGGCCUGGAUGUCUGACGCUGAGGGCUGCUGUCAGCGCUCAGGCGUGUCCAUGCCCACCCCACCGCCCAGCGGCUACAAUGCCUGGGACACCCUACCCUCACCCCGCACCCCUAGGACCCCACGCUCACCCCUCACACUCACCCUUACCUCUCCCACUGACAGCUGCCUCACACCUGGAGAGGAGAGCCUGGCUACGUGUGGAAUCUGUCUGUGCUCUAUCUCAGUCUUUGAGGACCCAGUGGACAUGUCCUGUGGCCAUGAGUUCUGCAGAGCCUGCUGGGAGGGGUUCCUCAAUGUGAAGAUUCAGGAGGGUGAUGCACAUAAUAUCUUCUGCCCGGCGUAUGAGUGUUAUCAGUUGGUGCCAGUGCAUGUAAUAGAGAGUGUGGUUUCCAGAGAGAUGGACCAACGAUAUCUGCAGUUUGACAUCAAGGCAUUUGUGGAGAACAAUCCUGCCAUCCGCUGGUGUCCUGCUGCGCGUUGUGAGCGGGCGGUGAGGCUCACCCGACCAGGGCCCGGGGACAGUGACCCCCACAGCUUCCCCCUGCUGCCCUCACCAGCGGUCGAUUGUGGCAAGGGUCACCUUUUCUGCUGGGAGUGCCUUGGCGAGGCCCACGAGCCUUGUGACUGUCAGAUGUGGAGGAACUGGCUCCAGAAAGUCACUGAAAUGAAACCUGAGGAAUUGGCAGGUGUGAGUGAGGCCUAUGAGGAUGCUGCUAACUGCCUGUGGCUGUUGACCAACUCCAAACCGUGUGCCAACUGCAAGUCACCCAUUCAGAAGAAUGAGGGCUGCAACCAUAUGCAGUGUGCCAAGUGUAAGUAUGAUUUCUGUUGGAUCUGUCUGGAGGAGUGGAAGAAGCACAGCUCAUCAACAGGAGGCUACUAUCGCUGUACUCGCUAUGAGGUCAUCCAACAGCUAGAGGAGCAGUCCAAGGAGAUGACUGUAGAGGCAGAAAAGAAGCACAAAAGUUUUCAGGAGCUGGACCGUUUCAUGCACUAUUACACUCGUUUCAAGAACCAUGAACACAGUUAUAAGUUGGAGCAGAAGCUGCUGAAAACAGCUAAAGAGAAAAUGGAGCAGCUGAGCAGAGCCUUUAUUAGCCGUGAAGGCACUCCUCCAGACACACGGUUCAUUGAGGAUGGCGUGUGUGAGCUGUUGAAGACGCGGCGCGUGCUGAAGUGCUCUUACCCAUACGGCUUCUUCCUGCAGCAAGGCAGCACCCAGAAAGAAAUAUUUGAGCUCAUGCAGACCGACCUGGAGAUGGUAGUGGAGGAUCUGGCACAGAAGGUGAACCGGCCGUACCUGAGGACGCCGUGCCACAAGAUAAUCAGUGCAGCCCGGCUGGUCCAACAGAAGAGGCAGGAGUUCUUGGCAUCAGUGGCCCGUGGUGUGGCUCCCAACGACUCUCCUGAGCUUCCCCGCAGGAACUACCCUGGAGGAUCAUGGGACUGGGAGUACCUUGGCUUUGCCUCUCCAGAGAUGGGGAGUCGUCACUCUGUACUGGGAGCAGGAGAUCAGAGAGAGAGACAGUCACAGGAUUAUGCUGACAUCCAGUACCGACGAAGACACAGGCCACGGCGCAGAGGAGACAUGCUGAGUCUGCACAACCUUCGAAGCAGCAGCAACACACCAGAGACCAGCAGGAGGAGUGACAACACAGAGGGUCCAGAGAGGAGCGAGGGCCGCAGGAGAGUGCUGGGCUCGCUGGAUGAAGAUGACCCCAACAUCCUCCUGGCCAUCCAGUUGUCUCUCCAGGAUUCCCGCAGAGAGAGAGGCCUGGAGGGAGGGAUGGAGGGUAGAGCGGAGCUUGAACGUGCACUAGACCGAGGACAGGAGAGGAGGCCAGGUCCUGCGGUAGACCUGGGUGAUGUUGCUUUGCACUCCCUCAACACAGACGGUCCUCCGGGAGCCAGAGGUUCCUCCUUCCCAGCUUCUCUGCUGGAUCCUCCUCGCCCCCCAAACAGGACAGACUCCACCUCCCAGCCUCCCAUGACAAACCCCCUCCCCCUCCCUCCCCCACCUCCCUCUCUCAGUGCCGAGCUGCUAGAGCUGGGAGACAGCCUUAUGAAACUGGGGAACAUAACCACUCCUUACGACCUGGAUGCACACACCCAGGAGCAGCUCUGCUCACACCACACGUACAACCCCAGUGCUCUCCCUGCUCCCUACACCACUGAACCUGCUUACAGCAACUGCAGCCAUAGACAAGACCAGAAUGCACUGACAGCUCCGCCGUAUGUGCUCGACCAUAUCACCAUCACAGAUCCACGCUAUGACUGCAAAGAGCAGAGUUACUGCCACUCCAGUGCUUAUUUGGCUGAGGCAGAACACACUGCCUCCUGCGCACUAGAACGCACCCCGAACCCCUCCCAAAACCCCGGCCCUGCUAGUACAUAUAACCGAGAACACGCAGCCACGUAUGACGGCACCCCAAAACCAGACAGCUCUUACAACCCCUGUCCAGAACACAGUAGCUCUUACACUCAGGAGCGUCCUGCCACCUACGCUCUCGAACGCCCACCCAAAACAGACCCCCAGCCCCCCGCCCAGUUGUGCCUCCCGUCUCCAGAACUCGAGCCGGAGCUGCUGCUUUCACCAGUGAUCCCACCAGGGGGCCCUUUCACCCCUAGCGACCCUCAGAGUCUCGAGGCCCUGGAUCCCACAGCCAGUGCCCAGCUGCUGGACAACAUCAUGGCCUGGUUUAACAACAACAUCAACCCGCAGAACAACCCCCAGAGCCUGGCCCUCAUCCCCUCCCCGCCCACCACAGAAACCGACUCCUCCCCGGACACACACACUGAGACUGAGUCAGAGAGCCAGACCUCCAGGGGCGUGACCCCCGCCCCGCUCUGGCAGCCCCUGGAGGGCGAGCCAGAAGGGUCGGCAAGCCCCCGUUUAGGUGCUGCCGUCGUGGAGGGCCCGAAGACGUCGAGGCCCAGUACUCUGGAGCUGGAAAACAGAGAGGCUGGCGAGGUGGGUGUGGAGGCCGGGUGUGUGGCAGACCUGUCGCUGGACGAAGCGCACACACACCCGUGCUCACACACCCAACGUGGAAACAGUCCAGCACACACUGCCCCGGCCACAGAGAGAGACUUAGACCUCGUUCUUCAGCUAGAGGUGGACCAAUCACCAGAGGAGUGGGUGGAGCAAGUACACCUGGUGUGACGGAGCAGAGAAAGAGUGAUGAAAGUGAAAGAGGAAAGAAAAUCAAAGGCAGGAAAACUAGAGUGACGCACUAAUGGAAAAAUCUAAGAUAUAAAGAUGUAGGUCUUUGGGGGUUGAGUGUUUACUGUAAUGUAUUAUACUGUAUCUAGAGAGGACAUAAAGCCCUGCAGACUUUGUCCAGUAAAGAUGAUGUCAUACUCAGUUUGAUUUUUUUUUUUUUUUUUAAGUGCUUUUGUCUGCUGUAAAAAAAACAGACAAACUAUUCUUUGAAAACAAAUGAGUGUUUAAAACCGAGUUCAUCAAUGGAAAGCUACUGAUAUCAUCGUAACGCAUAAAAUCCUGCACGUUUUUGUUUUCUUAUUUUAUUUAUUCCCUGCCUCCCGUAUUUGUCUUCUCAGUUUGUUCAGGGUGAAGUUUUGGUGCUCCUGAAAACCAAACUUGCCUCAUACACCCACACUUUAUUAACGCUCUGACCCAACCACGAGCCUGUUCAAAGCUCCGAGAGCCAAAUAUACGACGAUAACUGUAACCUCGGAGCUUGUUAGCGUACUGUACAAUCAGAGGGCCUGAUUCAGAUUUUUGGACCUUCAUGCACACUGUGCCUGCUUUGUUAAGAGAGCCAACACACUACUGAUCUUUCCUUUCAGUCGGCUGGAAAGAACCACGAUAGACCCGUCUGCUAAGUGAACGUUAUUAGUACGAUGUUCCUAUCUGGAUCUAGUGACGGUAACGAUUCUUUUUUUUUAAUACUCAGAUGAUCACACAAGAUAAAUUGUCUUGUCCCUCCUGCACGGAGAGGUCAGAGGUCAGUCUCAGCUACAGAACAGCGGUAGGAAUUCAGUGUCUUGCUCAAGGGCACUUCAGCAUCAUGGGUGCUUUGUUUUCAGGGGUGAUUGAGCCCUUUAUUUUUCCUGCUCACGGCACCAUCCCGCUACUCAUUCCAUGUACUUCUCUGUCGUUAUCGGAGGUGAGCUUCCGACCGCAAGUUUUAUGAACAUUGCAGUAUUUUACAGUUGCUUUGGCUCAGUUUUCAAUGUGCAAAGCACUUGACUCAAAACACUUGUAGAACAUAUGCAAUGAAAACAUCUCUAUUAAAUGAGCUAAUUGAGUAUUUCAGCACAUCACAGUUUUAUAUAUGUUCAUCACUGAAUUUUAAUAAGUGUUGCAUUAUAAAAUAAAAUUGACAUUAUCAAAUAAUGUUGUCAAACAGUGACUACUUCUGGGCUAUGUUCAUUUCCUCAACAAUAUAUGAAUUCUGACAUAUAUGGCAAAUGUGUCAUUUAUGUGGAACUCAGUAUUUGAAGUGACAGAGUAAGAAUGAUUUUUAAAAACUUUCAUUUUAUUAAUUAAACAUCUGUCUUACUUUUAAUAUAGUUAAAGAAGUCUAUAAACUUUAUAGACACUAGUAAAUUCUUUAUUAAUACAAAUCACAAUGCUGAUUUAUGACUGUACUGCAUUAGUUUACUUUUUCACCAAAAUGUAUGUAUUUCAACAUUUCACUUGUAAGUUCAGUCAUCUAAAAUCCAGUGAGGUUCUGUAAUCCUGGAAACCAGAACAUCAACCCACAGUGUUUUCAAGGGAAGAAUGUAUUAAGCCCAUUUGUCUCUCUUCAUUAAGGGUUUUUCCACAUGGAAUCUGAGCCAAAGCAGGUGAAAAUAAAAAUACUGUAAAUGAAAGCAUUUCUGAAACUUUUUUUUUUUUUUUAAUAACUGCAGACUUUGCUGUUUUUAUCAUAUCUAUUCCACUACUGAUGGCUAGUACAGUGUGCUGUUGAUAAAUGGGUUGGGUUUUUACUGUAAUUUAUCCUUUUUAAAUUUCUUUAUUCAUUUAUUAUAGAGAUGAAAUCUCUUCCAGUUGAGACCAGAGUUGCUGGGUCUGUGUGCCUUUUGUUUUUCGAUUUUGUAUUUGUUUAUUUGUCGGUAUUUAUUAGUGUCAUUACUUUUUAAACAUGCUAAACAAGUUGCUAAGGAAUCUAGUUAAGGGAGAACACACCACUCUGGCUGUUGCCAUCAUACACUGAGGUUCUUGAUGCACAUUAGUAUUGUUUGUCCUUUCAGCUCUGGUCUAUUUCACUUGACCUUUGUCCCCAGAGAAUACAUGCUCCAUGUUUUGGCCACUUUACUUAAUCAGAAACUGCUCUGAGGCUUUCCAAAGGAAGUCAUUUUUCAAUUAUUCACAAUUUAUAGUUUCCACUAUAAUUAACAACCACUUUAUCUGGAUGUUGCUCAAGUCUAGUCAGCCUUUGCUUUUGUUUUCAAAUGUGAUGUAGCACUCUUACUCCUGGGUUGUCAUUCAGCCUUUAUCUUAAAACUCUAUUGCCCAACUUUAAUGUUUACAAGAGAAUUAAACACUGCCUUUUGUGCUGAGAUAUGAUUUGGUGCUUUGGGGAACUGGAAGGGUAAUUAUGGAGUGUUUUCAUCCUACUUUGAUGGCAAACCAGUGUAAAGAAAUCUUGUCCAAGAGCAAAUUCUGAUUCUGUCAAAAAAAUUCCUCCCUUUACUUUUUAUGAAAGCAGGCGGUUGCAGAGAAUGUGACAUGCAAUCAAAAAAAAAAAAAAAAAAUUACAUCACUUAUCACUGAUGGUGUGAGAUUGAAGCUUGUUUAAAGUGAAGUGGUGAAGUACUCCAAGGAAAUAAACUUGACUUUAGAGGAAGUGACAAAAACCCUAAAAUAUCACCUGUUCCUCUCCGUAUCAAACAUUAAAUUGUGAAGGUGCUGGACAGGUCGUAGGUGCGGACGAAGACAUUUCAUAAAGCCUACUGAGACGUAAGGGCGGCCGGUGUCGCCCGUAAUGUUUCAGACUUUGUUCACUGAGGAAUGGCUUGAUCAGCAGGACUGCACACACUUCUUUUGGGCCGCAUAGUGCAGCAGUGAAAGCACCGAGUCUGAGAUCUUUUAAUUUGCACAAGCAUGCUGUUAAUGCGUUGCACUAAUCCAGUGCUGUCAGGCAAGAUGUGGAGUGCCGCUUUUAUUAUUAAUAUUCCUUUUUUUUUUUUUUUUUUGUUAAUUUAAGAAUUGGAUUUAUGGCAUCAAAGGAAUGGUCCUGUGCCACUUUGUAAUCCAUAUAUAAUGUUUAUAUUUCAACGACCCCUCAGCCAAGCAACUUCACAUUUUAAAAAAAAAUGAAAUUGCACUCUCAUAGAUUAUACUUGAUACAUUCCCGGUCGGUCCAUAAGAGA